Entrophospora sp. SA101 is the source of this 816-nucleotide messenger RNA. The record is from the annotation of a GenBank genome assembly. Lineage: Eukaryota; Fungi; Glomeromycota; Glomeromycetes; Entrophosporales; Entrophosporaceae.
AUGAAAUUAUCAAAAACUACACCACCAAUAAUUCAAUCGUUUCCCACGCAUCAAAAUCUUUCUAAAAAUUUGUCUGAUAUGAUUGUAGAAUUAUCAAAAAAAUCGAUUGCCACUCGUGGAAGAUUUACUAUUGGUUUGUCGGGUGGCAGUUUGCCAAAAAUUUUAUCACUAAAGUUAAAAAGUCAUAAAUAUGAUGUUGAAUGGAAUAAGUGGCAAGUGUUUUUCUGUGAUGAAAGUGAGAACGAUAAAACCAAGGAUGCGAAUGAUGGUGAAAUCACCGAAGAUGGAAAAGUAUCAUCUCCCUCUAAAUUUGAUCAACUAAAACAAACAUUAGAAGAUCUUUUGUUGGAAGUAGUUGAUGAUUAUGAGAAGCAAUUAAUUGAUGUAUUUGCCGGGGUCAAUUCAGUAAAAUUUCCUGUAUUCGAUCUACUUUUGUUAGGCAUAGGUCCUGAUGGUCACACCUGUUCAUUAUUUCCAAAUCAUCCACAACUUGACGAAUCUGCUCUUUGGGUAACUUAUAUUUACAAUUCGCCAAAACCUCCGCCUAGACGUAUAACAUUCACUCUGCCUGUUGUUAAUCAUGCACAUAAUGUUGUGUUUGUUGCAACUGGCAAGGGUAAGCAAGAUGUUUUACGUGAUAUAUUAGAAAAUAGUGAUAAUAAAAAUUUACAUUUACCUGCUACUUUUGUAAAAGCUGUUAAUGAAAAUAGUGAUAAUAAAAAUUUACAUUUACCUGCUACUUUUGUAAAACCUGUUAAUGGUAAACUAUAUUGGUUUUUGGAUGAUGAAGAUGUUGCUAAGCUUUAUAUUAGAUGA